AUGUCUCUACCGUACAAUCCGGCUUCCAAUGGAUACACCGGAGUGGAAAGUCAUGGCUCACCUUUGUCAGAAAGGAACUUCCCAUGUGGUUCUCCUAUCGCGAUCCCUGCUGGUCGUUACUCGCAGCCGGACUUCAGGUGCUGGGAUCCUGUACCCUUCUUUCCAGAACUCGCUGAAUACCCCGAAUGUAUCGAUCAAGUUGGCGGUUUCGAAGAAAUACAAUCAUGUGAAGUCCCCCAAGUUGAUGCUCAGAAUACAAUUCAUUCAGAUCCACUCUACACAUCCCUUCAAGAGAAUCCCAUUUAUGGCAGCGAAGAAAUUCAAUUUCCACCAGAACCGCUGCCACCACCUCCAAUAACAGACAUUCCUGUGGAGCCUGUACAGCAGAUAGUACAUAGCCAGCAAAUAGUGGACACUAGUGCUCAGGGUAUUGGAGUGUUUGAAGAAAUCACUCAUGCUCGAUGUAUUGACUGUGAUCAGAUUGUCGAUUCCCGUGAGAAAUCUCACACAAAGGCGUCUUGUAAGCUCAUCAGGAAUCACAGUUGUGAUCAGUGCAGUCAGUCGUUCAAUUUCCAACAAAACCUCUUUGUGCAUAAAAUUGUGGAACACCUCUCUCAGAUGUCAUAUGUUGCCGGCACCGAAUGCGACUUCUGCAGCACUAGGCGUAAGAAGAAGGCUUUUCAACGGUAUUCGGCUUAUGUGGCGCAUGUGAAGUCUCACGUGAAACCUGAUCAGUACUUCUGCUCUUCAUGUUCAGAGGAGUUCUCCUACUUUACGUUGUUCCAACGGCAUCGUCGAUUAGCGCAUGGAGCUACGGACACAGAAGAUAUACCAAGAGGAUUUUCUACGGAGGUCGGAUUCUGCCCACAGUGUUCUUCAUUGAUAGCUAUCGAUCAAAUCGAUACACAUCGUCUUCUCCAUCAACUUCAUUCAAGGCUUGGAAAAGAGAAACAAAUCCCGAGAUGGAAGCGUAGUGCCAUGAAAGCAAUUGAGAUACCAGAUGAUCCGUCGACCAUUGAAUCAAAUGAGAAUGGCCGAGGAAAAUCGCGGGUUCCGAAGAGACAGCCACGGAAAACUCAUGCUUGCCCACAAUGCAAGAAAAUCUUUUUGAGGCCAGCAGAGCUGAAGAGGCAUUCUGUGGUGCAUGCCGAAGUACGGCAGAAAUGGAAGUGUGUGCAGUGUGAAAGCGAGUUUUCUCAUAAAGCCGGCUUGGAGAGUCACAAGAAAACGGUUCAUGUUGAUCCGCUCAAUUCUUUCGUCACUUGCAAAAUCUGCUCCCAAACAUUUGUCAAGCAAUCAAAUCUCAAUCGUCAUAUCAAAAAGCAGCAUCCUAUUCAAAUCGAAAAAGCGGUACUUGAUUGCCCAGAGUGCAGUUGUGUAUUCUCAAGUCAUCGAACUCUCACAAGGCAUCGAAGGGCUAUUCAUGGAACAAUGUAUUUUCCGUCGUUUCGUUGCAAAACUUGUGAUCGUACCUUCCUAAGAGAGACACAGUUACGACGUCAUAUGGUUAUUCAUAACGCCGACGAGGCACAGAAACCAUUUUCAUGUAAUCGAUGCCAUAAGAGAUUCAAUUUGAAGUCGACGCUGAAACUGCAUAUGGAUGUUCACUCCCGCAAAGAUGUGGAUGAUCCCAUUUUGACAAACCCGAAAUGUCCGGUGUGCAUGAAACACCUUUCCUCACGUAAUGCUUUGAGAAAGCAUAUGGCAGUCCACGAACUAAACUACGAGUGUUCUGUAUGUUUCCAGAAGUUCUCGACCCUUCAUCGACUGGACAAACAUCGCUGUGUUCCACUCACAGUACUCCCAGAAGAGGUAGAUGGUCAGUUAACUGAACUGUCGACUACAACGAAACGUCAGUCGCUAGGUGAUGUUCGACAACCGUCUAAAAAUUACCAGUGCCAAUGGUGUCCAAAUUCGUUUUAUUCAUUCCGAGCUUACAAAGAACACUGCUCACAGCAUCGUGGAUUACGGCCACAUCUUUGCUGGACUUGCCAUAAGUCGUUCAGAACCAGUGAACUACUCGAACUUCACAAGGAGGUACACAAUCGUGGUCCUAUUUACUGCGAAUUUUGUCCUGCGAUCCUCCAAGGGCGGCCGCAGUACACGCAACAUGUACAGGCGCGGCAUCAACCUGAGUCAGGCGUCGAGAAACACACAGGAGUUGAUUUAACAGAUAGAGCUGCUGGUGCGGUGUCAGCACAGUUUCCAGAACUCACAGGGCGUGAACUGGCUGAAAGUUUUUUCCGCACUCGUGCUCAGUCAGUCACUCAAAAUGAUGUUGAGCCAGCAGGAGACCCAGUUGUGCCAGAUGAUCGCCCACUCCGCUGUCAGGUGUGCAGCCAUCUGUACGACACUGUUGCAUAUUUGGUGAGCCACUGGAUGAAUUGCGGAUUCGAUCGCGAUCAUUCGUUCAGUGUAAUUUCAUGCCCGCUAUGCAAAACAUCUUUGAAUGGUGUGACGGUCGGAGCAGAACACGUGAAAGAGUUCCAUCCCCACAUUAUUGCAAACAUAGAAAAGCAGAAAGGAAGGAUAGAACCUAUAGAACAGUUCGAAGAGUUGAACGAACGUGGUGAUGAUGAGACAGAUGAUAAUGACGACGACGGUGAUGAUGAUGAUGAUGAUGUCGAUUAUGUUGUGGGAAUGGAAUCAAAGUCAAAGGCGAAAAAGGCAAAAGUGGUCAUACGCGAGGCGAAACCGCAUAAAUGCCGAACGUGUAAUGCGGCGUUCUCGAGGCCUAGUGACCUUGUCAGACACAAUUACGUGCACACAGGGGAGAGGCCCCAUGUGUGCGAUACAUGUCAGCGAGCAUUCCGUACCUCCAGUGCCCUCUAUGCUCACGCCCGCACCCAUACAAGAACGGAACCCGAAUUUCCGUGUGUUGUUUGUGGUUCGAAGUUUUUCUCGAAAGGUUCCUUAGUGGUUCAUUUGAGAAUUCAUAGUGGAGAAAAGCCUGUGAAGUGUCGGCACUGCGAUGAAAACUUUCGUACGAGUGCAGACCGUAAACAACACGAAAUUACUUGGCAUGGAGCGCCUGGUAGCCAUAUUUGCAAAGGCACUCCCUGCUCAUACUGUAGUGCGUCGAAACGAAAACGAUUACGGGACCAGAAGCGCGCCGAGCAAAAAACACUAGCACCAAUCUCUGGACCAACGGCACCUCUAAUAGGACCUCCUGCUAGCAAAACUAUACUGCCUGUGAAACAGAUUCCUGCAGUGCCUGUAAAACAGUUUAUUGAUACGGCGGCGCAGAUCACGGCGCUCCCGGCCAAUCCGAUAAAGAUAUCGGCAGGUUCUGCGUUUGUACCGCUAGCAAAAGGCGCAACAAUACAGCCGUCAGAUGUGGAGUACUUCAUCACCGCGAGGCGCAUAUCCCAUAAUGAAUAUACGGUGACAUUUUCCAAGUCGAAGCCGAAGUCCAUAAGAUCCAAGGUUGACACAACACUUAACCUCACCGCUAGUCUUCUACUGGACUCGGCAUCGAAAAACUCCUCAAUCCUGCUUACACUUAGCGACUCUCAAAUACUUAGCAUCUCAUGUGCUGGUGCAGUGAAGGCAUUGCAAAGUUGCGAUACCGUGGUGAUGAGAGCUCGUCCAGCUGACCCAGUUUGCCCAAGUAUAGUAGAACUACUUGCACCUCAAGAAACGGUGGAAUUUGUGACGAGGAAAGAUGAGCGCACUGAUUUCACAUGCAAACUGUGUGGAAGGAAAUUUCUGGACAUGGAACCAUUGGUGGCUCAUAUUCGAUUGGAGCACGAACGCGAUCACCCUCAAGGAAUUACUCGCCCUGUUGCAAGAACUGCUCCUAUACACUAG
Haemonchus placei is the source of this 3810-nucleotide messenger RNA. Lineage: Eukaryota; Metazoa; Nematoda; Chromadorea; Rhabditida; Trichostrongylidae. The record is from the annotation of a GenBank genome assembly.